UUUCAUCACUAUCCAAAAUCUAGCAGACUAAGAUGGAUAAUAUAUGUUGCAGGCAGUUGUGAGAGUAAAUCAGUAUAUUUAGCAUUUACCAUUUAAAUAUGCUGUCCCAGAUUAUACUACUAAAAUAUGGCUAUAAAUAAGUUCGGUCCAGUAGCGAGAAAUGCAAAAUACUAGGAUAAGUACGAACUGAGAAUGUGCUUGAAGAUGAUCAGCUCUUUCCAAAAUGGCCUUUUCAAUACGGCUUUCGUUCAAAGGAGGUUGAGUGUCAGCUACAGAUUUAGCGGUGUGUGUGAACAAAACAUGAGGGAUAGAAUGGAAAGAUUUGUGCUUCUUCCUUUCACUGCAGGAUGCAUCUCUGAAUCAAGCAUUGCGGUAGGGCUGCAGCAAGCUAAGCGAUCAAAGAUGGACAUGGGUUCAACUCCCACAAGUAAGACUCCCUUUCACAGACCAACAUUCAAUCCACCAUCUUCCUAUACUGUAUGUGUUUACCUUUCUCGAGUGCUUACCUCUUGCUUUGACCAUGAAGGCGAAAAGGACGAAGAUGAGGAGCAAUACGAGGAAGAUGAAGAAAGCUUAUCUGGUGAAAGUUUGAAGAGCCCUCCAAGCCUAUUGGCGAUUCCAAGAUUCCAGAAGCUGUUCAAGAAUCUCAAGAACUUUUCUCAAUCAUUUGUUUACAAAGAUGAGUUGGAAGACACAGAAAUGGGAAUGGAAAUUGGAUUACCAACAGAUGUGAAGCAUGUGACUCACAUAGGUUUGGAUGGUUGUGCAAGCUCGAUUCUCUCAAAGGGCUGGAACAAUCUCACCAAUCCAGAUAUGACCAAUCUCCCUUCAUUUUCUUCGACCCCCCUUCAGCUUGCCAUGGCAAAGAAUGCUGAAAACCCAACCAUUAGGAGCUUGCUUGAAACCAAAUGAAGAAAAUUUAUUAUGUAAGUAAUAGAUGGAAGCAGCACCUGAAUCUGGAUGUAUAAAAUUUAAAGUUAUACGACAGUCCAUUAAUUGCUUGCUCAUGUA
Salvia splendens (bonfire salvia) is the source of this 1011-nucleotide messenger RNA. RefSeq names its product CRIB domain-containing protein RIC4. Bases 193 to 912 code for a protein of 239 amino acids. The record is from RefSeq and is a predicted model, not a curated record. NCBI's taxonomy places the organism in Eukaryota, Viridiplantae, Streptophyta, Magnoliopsida, Lamiales, Lamiaceae. The transcript has 3 exons.